GUCUCAGGAGUAGGUAGCCAUGGUGACUGGAACACUACAGAUCACAGACAGAGUCUCAGGAGUAGGUAGCCAUGGUGACUGGAACACUACAGAUCACAGGCUGAGAGUCUCAGGAGUAGGUAGCCAUGGUGACUGGAACACUACAGAUCACAUGCUGAGAGUCUCAGGAGUAGGUAGCCAUGGUGACUGGAACACUACAGAUCACAGACUGAGAGUCUCAGGAGUAGGUAGCCAUGGUGACUGGAACACUACAGAUCACAGACUGAGAGUCUCAGGAGUAGGUAGCCAUGGUGACUGGAACACUACAGAUCACAGGCUGAGAGUCUCAGGAGUAGGUAGCCAUGGUGACUGGAACACUACAGAUCACAGACUGAGAGUCUCAGGUGUAGGUAGCCAUGGUGACUGGAACACUACAGAUCACAGACUGAGAGUCUCAGGAGUAGGUAGCCAUGGUGACUGGAACACUACAGAUCACAGACUGAGAGUCUCAGGAGUAGGUAGCCAUGGUGACUGGAACACUACAGAUCACAGACUGAGAGUCUCAGGAGUAGGUAGCCAUGGUGACUGGAACACUACAGAUGACAGACUGAGAGUCUCAGGAGUAGGUAGCCAUGGUGACUGGAACACUACAGAUGACAGACUGAGAGUCUCAGGAGUAGGUAGCCAUGGUGACUGGAACACUACAGAUGACAGACUGAGAGUCUCAGGAGUAGGUAGCCAUGGUGACUGGAACACUACAGAUCACAGACUGAGAGUCUCAGGUGUAGGUAGCCAUGGUGACUGGAACACUACAGAUCACAGACUGAGAGUCUCAGGAGUAGGUAGCCAUGGUGACUGGAACACUACAGAUCACAGACUGAGAGUCUCAGGAGUAGGUAGCCAUGGUGACUGGAACACUACAGAUCACAGACUGAGAGUCUCAGGAGUAGGUAGCCAUGGUGACUGGAACACUACAGAUGACAGACUGAGAGUCUCAGGAGUAGGUAGCCAUGGUGACUGGAACACUACAGAUGACAGACUGAGAGUCUCAGGAGUAGGUAGCCAUGGUGACUGGAACACUACAGAUCACAGGCUGAGAGUCUCAGGAGUAGGUAGCCAUGGUGACUGGAACACUACAGAUCACAGACAGUCUCAGGAGUAG
Salvelinus fontinalis (brook trout) is the source of this 1141-nucleotide messenger RNA. RefSeq names its product repetin-like. NCBI's taxonomy places the organism in Eukaryota, Metazoa, Chordata, Actinopteri, Salmoniformes, Salmonidae. Bases 20 to 1141 code for a protein of 373 amino acids. The transcript has 2 exons. The record is from RefSeq and is a predicted model, not a curated record.